GUGCAGCUCAGUUCAAGUAUGAAGUGUGCAAGUUCUGUGUUAGUAACUGAGUGUACUGGAAUUUUGGAUAUAGAGGGAGUGUUUCUAUCUCAAGUUAACCAAAUUCCAACCAUUAUCUCUAGCCAUGUCCACUCCCUCCAAUCUCAUUGAUUUCUUGGUUAACCAAGCCAAUGGUGUAAAGGGCCUUGCUGAUUUGAACCUCCCAAGUGUCCCUAACCAAUAUAUCCAACCUGUGGAAGCUAGAUUAGACAAGAGCAAAAUUGUCUCUCAGGAAUCAAUUCCCAUAAUUGAUUUCACAAACUGGAGUGACCCAGAUGUUCAAGACUCCAUUUUUGAAGCUGCAACUGAAUGGGGUUUCUUCCAAGUUGUGAAUCACGGGAUACCCAUUAAGGUUCUGGAUGAUCUGAAAGCUUCAGUGCACAGGUUCUUUGAGUUACCAGCUGAGGAGAAGAAGAUUCUCAAAGAGAACUCACCCCCUGAUGUGAGAUUGGCCACCAGUUUUAGCCCUCAUGCUGAGUCAGUGUUGGAGUGGAAGGAUUAUCUGCAGCUUGUGUAUGCUUCAGAGGAGAAAAUUCAUGCACAUUGGCCUGCUAUAUGCAAGGAUCAAGCACUGGAAUAUAUGAAACAUGCUGAAGCCUUUAUUAAAAAAUUGCUAAAGGUGCUUCUUGAGAAAUUGAAUGUGAAGGAGUUAGACAAAGCAAGAGAACAGACUUUGAUGGGUGCAAUGAUAUUAGCCUUUAAUUACUAUCCUUCUUGUCCUGACCCAGAACUAACAGCAGGGGUAGGCCCUCAUAGUGAUAUAUCAUCAAUUACUGUCCUUCUGCAGGAUGAUAUUGGUGGCCUCUAUGUAAGAGGCAAGGAUGGUGAUAGUUGGAUCUAUGUGCCUCCUGUUGACGGAGCGUUGGUUAUCAACAUCGGCGAUGUGCUACAGAUAAUGAGCAAUGAAAAGUACAAAAGUAUAGAGCAUCGAGUAGUUGCCGAUCGAAGCAAGACCAGGAUCUCCAUGCCAAUCUUUGUCAACCCAGCACCUGAUGCGAUUAUCGGCCCUUUGCCAGAACUGCUAGAGAAUGGAGAUGAACCAAAAUAUAAACAAGUUGUCUUCUCUGACUAUUUCAAAUACUUCUUCAGCAAGGCUCAUGAUGGGAAGAAAACUAUUGAAUUUGCCAUGAUCUGAUCUGCGCUCAUGGUUGGUAGUAUUUCAAGGUGCUUAGAAUAACAUACCAGGAAAGCAUAUCUCAUGGACAUCCUUUUUUAACUGCAUUCUUCCAUGCUACAUUGAAGCAGAUAAUGCAACUACUUGUACCUGGUUAUCUAGAGAGAGAAUUAGGUAAACUACAUAUAUUCUCUUUUUAGUAUAUGUUGAGACUUCACGUGUGAGUAAGAAACAACAAAUAAAUAAAAAAGUCUCGCAUUAGAUGAAAAAGAAAGUGCUAAGCAAUAUAUAAGUCAAAGAACUCAUACACCUAAUACCUGCCAUUCACUAUUAUGAUGUGAUUUACUCUUUGUCAAA
Molecule: messenger RNA, 1510 nt
Organism: Lotus japonicus
Lineage: Eukaryota; Viridiplantae; Streptophyta; Magnoliopsida; Fabales; Fabaceae
Product: feruloyl CoA ortho-hydroxylase F6H1-3-like
Exons: 2
Coding region: 125-1174 (349 amino acids)
Source: RefSeq, a predicted model, not a curated record